Cuscuta campestris is the source of this 1115-nucleotide messenger RNA. The record is from the annotation of a GenBank genome assembly. Lineage: Eukaryota; Viridiplantae; Streptophyta; Magnoliopsida; Solanales; Convolvulaceae.
AAAAAGGAAAAGGAAACAAAUUAAGCCCUGGCCUAUAUCUGCACCUUCAAAUAUACUUAUCAUCUUCCGAUCCAUUGGAUCAAAUACUUAGCAAAACACUAAACAUGGAUUGCUUAUCCCCAGAUGGGGACUCCAUUACUGCCGGGGUUCGUGACAGAGACUUGGAGAGUUUGCUGAGCCGCAAGAAGCUUCACCUUGUCCUCGACUUGGACCAUACUCUGGUCCACUCUGUGAGGUGUUCGAGACUAUCCGUUCAUGACAAAGAGUUGCUCAAGAAAUCCAAGUAUGAAGAUUCGUUCUUGUUUGACAAGGGUGCUAGGGUACUGAAGCUUAGGCCGGGGGUGCGGGCUUUCUUGGAGAAGGCCAACAGAAUGUUCGAUUUGUCUAUCUACACCAUGGGCUGUGCUGAAUAUGCAAAGAGGGUUUCGAAGCUUUUCGACCCUGAGGACUCGGGAUUGUUCGGAGAUCACAAUUUGAGGAUCUUCUCCAGAAAAAAUUGCACCACCGAGAAGCAAAAGGGGUUGGACAUUGUUUUAUCCCAUCCCAGAGUUGUGUUGAUUGUCGACGAUACGCCUACAGUUUGGGCUGAGAAUGACAGGGAGAAUGUCUUGACCAUAUCACCAUAUUGUUUUUUCGGGAAGCAGAAGGGCAGUGCUGAGAGUGUUUUCUAUGAUGAGAGCAAAGAACAUGAUAGGGAGCUUGAUAGGGUUCUUGCAGUACUGAGUGAGGUUCACUUUAGGUUUUAUUAUUAUGACAAUUUUGAAGGAGAUUGUGGCAGCAGAGAUGUGGUGAAAGUGCUGGAAAUGGUUCGAACUUCGAACCAUCUCUCCGCUGUUGUUUGAACCUCCAGAGAUCAAAAAGGUCAGGUCAUUUCCACCCAUCAAACAUGAUAAAGGUAAAUUUUAAACUCCCUAUGUCUUUUAUGGAUUAUUUUAAUGCAUCACACCACUAAUUUGAAAGUAUAAAUAUAUGCAUAUAUGAAGUCAAAUAAUUGUGUAUUCAACUAUAUAUGAUGGUGUUCUUUGUAAAUCAUAAUGUUCAAGUGUUUUGCAAAGGAAACAAUUAUAAAAUAACAGAACUCUUUUUUUAGAGAUGAUUAAACUUUUUGUUGCAUU